AUGGCCAGCACGGCAGAUGCUUCUGUCCGUGCAGCAGAAAAUGAUGCAAACUGUGCUGCAGCCGUUGAUAAUUCGACCAAACGUGGAAGUCAUCUGUUGGUCGCUGGUUGCAAUGCGCACCACCAGCUAUUCGGCCGAGAUGGCGAUGUCAGAAUCUUUACCAACAAAAUAGACAGUCCUGCCGGCAGCAGUACAACGGUCCUUUUCAGCGGCUGGAGUACGACAGUUCUGGCAACAGGGCAAGUCUUCAGCAUGGGCAACCAGGAUUAUCCACCCAGCUGUUCUGCUCCAUUGACGUUCCCUGGUGUACAGUUGAGAAGUUCGUUUGGGGACCACAAUGGCAUUGUGGGCUGUCUGGACGAUCAAGGAAGGCUUUACCUAGUCAAUGAGCCACAAGCAUCUGAUACCCAUAUGCCACUUGUUCUCAAAAGCGAAGAGAGCUCUCCAUUGAUCGGCGCAAUCGCGUUAGCUCAAAAUGAUCGGAUUGCGCUUUCAUUCAAGCAGGCUCCGAAUGGCCGGCUCUGCCAUGUAGUGGAGUUUGAGAACGUGCAAUCUUUCAAACAAUGGUUCGAAGAUCCUAGCGCGGAGCAAAACUAUCCGCCCAGUCACCACAUGCUCCCUGGCCGGCCAAAGCAGUUGGUGGCGAAUCAUGGCACCUUUGUCCUGCUUAUGGACGGCGGAGAGGUCUAUAGCUGGGGAGAUGCCAGAUACCAGACACUUGCAAGACCAGUGACAGGCGAAGGCUCUACUCCGGCCGAUAAGCCUGGAGCAGUGGAAGCUCUGGGAGGUCUGCAUAUCGACAAGAUUGCCAGCGGAGGAUGGCUCGGUGCUGCUUUGUCUCGAGACGGCGCUCUAUACAUAUGGGGUAAUACGACGCCAGGCAGCACGGAGCCCCUGCACGCUCUCGAGUCGGCCAGUGAGAGUGGAGUCGCGCUCGUGGAGUUGCCCAGUGGAGAUGGCGAGGCGCCUGAUGUUCUGGACAUGGCGGUUGGGGAUAACCACAUAGCUGUGAUAGCUGAAGACCACCAGGUCUACGUCACUGGCGAUAAUCGCCACGGGCAGCUGGGGUUGGCGAGUGCCCAGUCAUGGCUGCCAAGCUGGGAGGCCCGCAAACCACGUUCAUAA
Messenger RNA from Fulvia fulva, 1125 nucleotides. RefSeq lists its product as uncharacterized. The record is from RefSeq and is a predicted model, not a curated record. The transcript is spliced from 2 exons. NCBI's taxonomy places the organism in Eukaryota, Fungi, Ascomycota, Dothideomycetes, Mycosphaerellales, Mycosphaerellaceae. The coding region runs from base 1 to 1125 and encodes 374 amino acids.